AUGGCUGGCCCGUCCGACGGGGAGCCCGACGGAUGGGUCGAGAUGUGCGAGCGUCAGGCCAAAAACUCCGCUCAGGACUUCGCCAAGGCCUGUCUGCACUACAUACAGACCAACAGCAACGAGGCCGCAGCCCGACCGCUCUCGCAAAAAGAACUGCUGAAGAAAUUCGUGGAAUGUUUUACCGAACAAUUCGAUUUCGAGUUCGGUAAAUUGAAAGCUCAGCACAAGUUACCGAACGGCAUGCACACCGGUCACGACGAGAGCGACUAUUCAGAGGACACGGACUCGCCUAAAACACAACACAAACCGUUCUUUAGAAGGUUAUCUUUCAAAGGUCUGCGCCGCGGCAAGGGAUUGUUUCACAAACAGCAUUCAGACGAAGUCGAGUUACAAUCUAAUUUAAACAAACACAAAACGAAAUUAGCUAAAAUUGUUGUUGAAUGCCGUAAGGAGGGGCUCGUGAAUUAUUUGACUCCGGAGAGCUUAGAGCAACCCGGAGGUCCACAGAAAUGGGAGAAAUGUAGACUGGCGUUAGUUAAGACUGUUGGCGGUUACAUGUUAGAGUUCUAUUCACCACCUAAAUCACAGAAGCCGAGGAGCGGGGUCUUCUGUUUCCUUAUAUCGGAGGCUCGGGAGACAACGGCUCUUGAGAUGCCUGAUCAUGAGAACACUUUUGUUCUAAAGGCCGACAACAACAUGGAAUAUGUGAUAGAAGCAGCCGAUGUAGACGACAUGAAGUCUUGGCUGGCGACCAUCAAGUACUGCAUGCGUUCAGCGCCGACGUCCCAGCCGCCACCGGAGGCUCUGGCCGGCCUGCCCGAGCCUGCGCCCCCCGACCUGCCGCCGAGAAGAGACCUGCCGGCAAGCACCAGUAACGUUGACCUAGCUAAUGAUACACCGGACGCUGAAUUAGGUUCAAUAGCGGAGGAGGCUUGUGAGUCUCGGGUCUCCCUGGGUGAGUGGCCGUGGUUCCACGGUACCCUGGCUCGGUCUGCGGCGGCGGCCUGCGUCCUGGCGGGCGGAGCACCCGCUCACGGCUGCUACCUGGUCAGGCAGAGCGAGACAAGGAGAGGGGAAUAUGUACUCACUUUCAACUUUCAGGGUCGUGCUAAACAUCUCCGCAUGACGCUGAGCGACGCCGGCCAGUGCCGCGUGCAGCAUCUCUGGUUCCCUAACGUUCACGACAUGCUGGAACACUUCCGAGCGCACCCCAUACCUCUCGAGUCGGGCGGCGCGGCUGACGUCACGCUCACCGAGUACGUCGUCUGCCAGGACAACCACCUGGGUGUGUCCCACGGCAGCGAUGUCCGUAUACGUCGUGCUGAACUUGAAGCGUUGUUGGUGGCGAGUGGGGCUCAACAUGAUGUCCGAGCCGUUGACAACCAGUAUGUGUUGUGCAACUUGAGGUCCUCGCAGGGGCAUGCUUGA
This is a messenger RNA of Danaus chrysippus (African queen), 1428 nucleotides long. The record is from the annotation of a GenBank genome assembly. Lineage: Eukaryota; Metazoa; Arthropoda; Insecta; Lepidoptera; Nymphalidae.